This is a messenger RNA of Mauremys mutica (yellowpond turtle), 1817 nucleotides long. RefSeq names its product shisa family member 6 (gene SHISA6). The transcript is spliced from 6 exons. Gene Ontology annotation, biological process: regulation of AMPA receptor activity; regulation of short-term neuronal synaptic plasticity. Gene Ontology annotation, cellular component: AMPA glutamate receptor complex; postsynaptic density; dendritic spine membrane. The record is from RefSeq and is a predicted model, not a curated record. Lineage: Eukaryota; Metazoa; Chordata; Testudines; Geoemydidae. Bases 1 to 1623 code for a protein of 540 amino acids.
AUGGGCCGCCUGCCGCUGCUGCUGCUGGCCCUGCAGCUGCUGGCCCUGCUGCUGGCCGCGCCCGCCGCCGGGCCCCCCCGGGCCAAGGGCAACCGGACGCAGGGCGCGGCCCGCCGGCCGCCCCGCCCGCCCAAGGAGCUGAACCAGACGCUGGCCGGGCCCGGGGCGGCGGCGGCGGCGGCGAGCGGGGGCGGCGGCGGCGGGACGGCCCCGGGCCCGGCGUACGAGACGUGCUGGGGCUACUACGACGUGAGCGGGCAGUGGGACAAGGAGUUCGAGUGCAACAACAGCCAGAGCGGGUUCCGCUACUGCUGCGGCACCUGCUACUACCGCUUCUGCUGCAACAAGCGCGCCGAGAAGCUCGACCAGGGCCAGUGCCGCAACUACCAGAGCCCCGGCUGGAUCACCACGCCCGGCCUGCGCCCCGCGCCGCCCGACGGCAGCCAGCCCGACAAGUACGACCCGGCCAAGGACAGCACCAACGCCACAGUCUACAUCUCCUGCGGCGCCGUGGCCUUCGUGCUGGUGGCCGGCGUCUUCGCCAAGGUGGCCUACGACAAGGCGCGGCGCCCGCCCCGGGAGAUGAACAUCCACAGGGCUCUGGCAGACAUCCUAAGGCAGCAGGGGCCAAUCCCAAUAGCACACUGUGAAAGAGAGACUAUCUCGGCCAUAGAUACCCCUCCCAAAGAAAACACACCUGUCCGAACAUCCUCCAAAAACCACUACACCCCUGUGCGCACCUCUAAAAGCAACCCAGGUCACUAUGGGAAGGAUAUUUAUCGAAGUGGAGGGCCAGAUCUCCAUAAUUUCAUCUCCUCCGGGUUUGUCACGUUAGGAAGAGGACACGUGAAGGAUGACCAAGAACAAAAUUAUAACCACCUGAUACUAAACAGUGCAACCCAGACACCUACAAAUGAAAAACCACGGAUGAACAAUAUCCUCACUUCCGCCACGGAGCCCUAUGAUCUCUCCUUUUCCAGGUCCUUCCAGAACCUCUCCCAUCUCCCGCCAUCCUACGAGGCUGCAGUCAAGACUAACCCAAGUAAAUAUUCUUCUCUGAAGAGAUUAACUGACAAAGAAGCUGAUGAAUAUUACAUGAAGAGGAGACACCUUCCUGAUCUGGCAGCACGAGGGACCCUCCCUCUCAAUGUCAUCCAAAUGUCUCAGAAACAGACCAACCACAGAGAACGGCCCCGCCGACCCAUACGGGCUAUGUCCCAGGACAGGGUGCUGUCCCCUGAGAGGGUCAUGCCCGAGGAGUUCAGCAUGUCUUAUGAACGGAUCCUCUCUGAUGAACAGCUUCUGUCCGCAGAGCGCCUCCAUUCCCAAGACCCCCUGCUCUCCCCAGAGCGCACAGGUUUCGCAGACCAGUCCAUGUCACGCGCAUUGUCACACACAGACGUCUUUGUUUCUACGCCUGUCUUGGAUCGCUACAGGAUGACAAAGAUGCACUCCCAUCCCAGUGCCUCAAAUAACUUGUACAAUACCUUAUGUAUGAACCAAACUUCCGCCAAGCGCCAAGCAUUCGCCUCCCGACGGCACAAUACAGUGGAACAACUGCAUUAUAUCCCAGGACACCACCACCAUUACCGCACAGCGAGCAAAACAGAGGUGACUGUUUGAUAUGACACUGUGCAUUGUAGAUAAUCAGUAAGGACUGGUGUGACCCCAGCACCCCAAACUGCAGUGGCCUUACAGGCCAAGAUAACCUCUAACUGAGUGUCUGAAAAGACUUUUCCGACAGUCAUAUCUGCAUUGUUUUUAAAACCAUUCUCAUGUUGUUGACAUAAGAAGAAAAAAUGGGCAAUUGGAGAGAA